This is a messenger RNA of Eupeodes corollae, 444 nucleotides long. RefSeq lists its product as uncharacterized. The record is from RefSeq and is a predicted model, not a curated record. The transcript has 2 exons. Gene Ontology annotation, molecular function: chitin binding. Lineage: Eukaryota; Metazoa; Arthropoda; Insecta; Diptera; Syrphidae. The coding region runs from base 104 to 400 and encodes 98 amino acids.
UAUCGAUAAGAUUUAUUUAAAAAAUAAAGUUUGCUAUAAAUAGCACUUACUCCACUAACUCAAGAUCAUUUAUCUUCGAAGAAUUGUGCAAAUUUUCAUCAGGAUGAAACUUUUUGUAAUUUGCAGUCUUUUGCUCAUCUUGGCAAUAAGUUCCACCAUCGCUGCCCCACGAGGUAAUGGUCGUCCCGGAUGUGCAACCAGCCAGGAAAUCCACACUAGAUUCUAUAGGAAUUUUUGGGAUCCAACUGCCUACUGGGUAUGUUCUGAGUUAAGAAAACCAGCUUCAGCUGCAAGAUGCCAAGACGAGGAAGCAUUCAUGGAUAGCCUUAGGAAAUGUGUCCCAUGGAAUGAUUGGCAUUGGGAAACUAUUAAAUCUCCACCAAGUUCAGCAGCUCAUUAAAUUACAAUCUUUAACAAAAAUAAAUACUUACUCACAUUUGAAAA